GUCAACGGCCAUGUUCAAUCGAUCUGGACCUCCGAAACAUCAUGUUGGAGUGUCCCAACGUUCGUACAAGACCCAUUGCUAUGCAUACAUGGCCUUUCGUCCGGCCUCAACUAUGGCCAGCAAGUGUUCGAAGGCCUAAAAGCCUUCCGCCACUCGAACGACGACGUGCAUGUCUUCCGCCCCCAGGCUCACGCGGCACGAUUUGCCCAGUCGGCAUCGCUCGCGGCGAUCCCCCCCGUCCCACACGAGCUGUUCAUGAGGGCAAUCUCCAUGGCGAUCGAGCUGAACUCGGAAUACGUGCCUCCUUCCAGCAUGCGCCAGGCAGCUCUGUACAUUCGACCCCUGGCGCUCGCAUCGAGCCCCGCACUCAACCUUCGCAGGGCGACGCAAUUCCAUUUCGCCGUCUAUGUGAUUCCCGUAGCCGCGGCGCAAAAGGCAAGGCUCGAAGGAGCGAGAGCGCUGGUGGUGGAAGAUUUCGAUCGUGCAGCGCCACAGGGUACGGGAAGAGCCAAGAUCGGAGGCAAUUAUGCGCCAAUGACGGUUGUGAUGGAACGGGCGAGGGAGCAGCAAUAUGACCUGACCUUACACCUGGACAGCGCCACGCAUACCAUGAUUGAAGAGUUUUCUGUUUCGGGGUUUGUGGGAGUGCGCAGAGACGGGCCGGUUACCACUUUGUUGGUGGCCGAUGGUCCAACGGUGCUGAAAAGUAUUACAGCGGACAGUCUCUGUCAGCUUGCUUCUAGUUUCGGCUGGGAAGUAGACCGACGCCAGAUCCAGUUUGAUGAAGUUCGUGGCUUCCACGAGGCGUUCGCCGUGGGCACGGCCUUUGUGCUCACACCAAUUCAAUCCAUCACACGUCGAUCCACGUCGGAGACGAUUCGUUUUCCCGGGCGCUAUCAGGACGCAGAGUCGUCGUACCAUCGCCUUUGCGAGGCGUUCAAAGGCAUACAGACUGGCGAGCGGCCCGAUACAUGGACGUGGAUGGAGAAAGUACCGAUCGUAGUGUAA
Zymoseptoria tritici IPO323 is the source of this 1008-nucleotide messenger RNA. RefSeq lists its product as uncharacterized. The transcript is spliced from 2 exons. The record is from RefSeq and is a predicted model, not a curated record. Lineage: Eukaryota; Fungi; Ascomycota; Dothideomycetes; Mycosphaerellales; Mycosphaerellaceae. The annotation marks the transcript as partial. Gene Ontology annotation, biological process: branched-chain amino acid metabolic process. Gene Ontology annotation, molecular function: branched-chain-amino-acid:2-oxoglutarate transaminase activity.